AUGAAUGAUGAAGGCCAUAAGACGGCUCUAGAAAAUCAAAAUAAAACGUCACUAGCUAACGAAGAUUAUGCAACUCUAAAUAAACCAAAAAGUCCGAAAAAGAAUGCUGAUCCGAUAAUUGCCGCAAUUGCAGGCGCUCUAUCUGGUGCUCUAUCUGCAAUGCUAGUUUGUCCUUUUGAUGUUGCAAAAACAAGAUUACAGGCACAAGGCCUCCAGAACAUGAGCCAUCAGAGUCAGCAUUAUAAAGGGUUUUUCGGCACAUUUGCUACUAUUUUCAAAGAUGAAGGUGCUGCUGGGCUUUAUAAAGGUCUACAACCAACAGUUUUAGGUUACAUUCCCACCUUGAUGAUUUACUUUUCCAUCUACGACUUUAGCAGAAAAUAUUCUGUCGAUAUUUUCCCACAUAGCCCAUUUCUUUCAAACGCUUCUUCUGCAAUUACUGCAGGUGCCAUCUCUACGGUUGCAACAAAUCCGAUUUGGGUAGUAAAAACAAGACUUAUGCUACAGACAGGCAUUGGUGAAUACUCCACUCACUACAAAGGUACCAUAGACACUUUCAAAAAGAUCAUCCAACAAGAGGGUGUCAAAGCUCUUUAUGCUGGUUUAGUACCAGCCCUUCUAGGGAUGCUGAACGUUGCCAUACAAUUUCCGUUAUAUGAGAAUUUAAAGAUUAGGCUCAAGUAUUCAGAAUCGACUGAUUUAUCAACAGAUGUAACAAGCUCGAACUUCCAAAGAUUAAUAUUGGCAUCUAUGUUAUCUAAAAUGGUAGCGUCUACUGUGACUUAUCCUCACGAAAUACUUCGAACUCGAAUGCAGUUGAAGUCUGAUCUUCCCGAUGCCGUACAACGCCAUCUACUGCCACUGAUCAAAAUCACGUAUAAGCAAGAGGGUUUUGCCGGAUUUUAUUCUGGAUUUGCCACUAAUUUGGUAAGAACAGUACCCUCUGCUGUGGUGACGUUGGUGUCGUUCGAAUACUCUAAGAAGUAUUUGAGUGCUUUUUUCAAUAAGGUAUAG
Messenger RNA from Saccharomyces kudriavzevii IFO 1802, 1014 nucleotides. It is a transcript of the gene YEA6, whose product is annotated as NAD+ transporter. Gene Ontology annotation, biological process: NAD transmembrane transport. The coding region runs from base 1 to 1014 and encodes 337 amino acids. Gene Ontology annotation, molecular function: NAD transmembrane transporter activity. The record is from RefSeq and is a predicted model, not a curated record. NCBI's taxonomy places the organism in Eukaryota, Fungi, Ascomycota, Saccharomycetes, Saccharomycetales, Saccharomycetaceae. The transcript has a single exon.